Messenger RNA from Cryptomeria japonica (Japanese cedar), 2215 nucleotides. Its product is annotated as probable protein phosphatase 2C 25. Gene Ontology annotation, molecular function: cation binding; protein serine/threonine phosphatase activity. Bases 432 to 1619 code for a protein of 395 amino acids. The transcript is spliced from 4 exons. NCBI's taxonomy places the organism in Eukaryota, Viridiplantae, Streptophyta, Pinopsida, Cupressales, Cupressaceae. The record is from RefSeq and is a predicted model, not a curated record. Gene Ontology annotation, biological process: protein dephosphorylation.
UUGUAAUUUAGCUAAUUAAAAAAGGAAUUCUACCGAGUUGAAAUUUGUGCUGGACUGCUUACACUUGUUUGAAAGAGAACUUUUCUCAGACCCUGACAACAAAUGCCCUCCAUAACAGGUCAACAAUAAUGCGUUGAUCAAUUACGCUCUGCGCAUUCCACACUGCUUCGAUUUCAUGAUCGAGAAAUUCUCGACCAAAAAGUUCUGCUGCUGCUGCUGCUGCUGGAAUGGCAUGGUUUCAUUUGAAGUUUUGAUUGAUAUGAGAUGAUGCCACCUAAGCAGCACCAAACCCUAAGAGAUUCUGACAAUCCGUAGGGGUUUAAUACUUUGAUUGAUAGUUGGUGAAUGAUUAUCUAUAGGGCAUCCACAAUUUGUUUGAACUCUGGUUUGCUGUUUAGGGGGUAAAUGAGGAGGGGUAGGUGAGAUGAGGGAUGUUUUCGUGGUUGAUGAAAGUGGUGGCGGCAUGCUGGCGGCCUGUCCGGCAGUAUGCGCGAAUGAAUGAGGAUGAGGGCGGUCACAAUGACGAGCUGCUGUGGUACAAAGACAUUUGCCAGCAUGCCUGUGGAGAAUUCUCCUUUGCGGUUGUGCAGGCGAAUGCACUGGUGGAGGAUCAAAGCCAGGUCGAGACAGGCCCGCACGGCACUUUUGUUGGCAUUUAUGACGGCCAUGGCGGACCCGAAGCCUCCCGCUUUGUCAGCGAUCAUCUGUUCCUGCAUCUCAUGAGGUUUGCAAGGGAGGAGGGGCGCAUGUCAGAUGAGGUUCUUAGGAGGUCAUUUAAUGCAACUGAAGAAGGAUUUCUUGCACAUGUAACUAGAUCAUGGAAAACAAAACCAUUGAUUGCCGCAGUUGGAUCAUGCUGCUUGGUUGGAGUUAUAUGGGGUGAAAAGCUGUUUGUUGCCAAUGUUGGGGAUUCUCGGGCUGUUAUGGGAAGUUUGGGAAGGUCUAAUAAGAAGAUAACAGCUGAGCAGCUUACCAGGGACCAUAAUGCCAGCGUUGAGGAGGUCAGACAGGAGUUGAAAGCUCUUCAUCCUGAUGAUUCCCGAAUUGUUGUUAAUAAGCAUGGUGUGUGGCGUGUCAAAGGCAUUAUUCAGGUUUCAAGGUCUAUAGGGGAUGUGUAUCUGAAGAAGCCAGAGUUCAACCUGGGCCCUGUUUACACAAGAUUUCAGCUUUCAGAACCACUUCAUAGGCCUGUCUUAACAGCAGAUCCUUCUAUUUACACUUUAACACUAAAUCCUCAAGACAAAUUUUUGAUCUUUGCAUCAGAUGGUCUUUGGGAGCAUCUUACUAAUCAGCAAGCUGUUGAGAUAGUUUAUAAUUAUCCACGAGCGGUAAUACCCUUUGCUUAUUCAGGGAUUGCAAGGAGACUUGUUAGAGCAGCUCUACAAGAGGCAGCCAAAAAACGUGAAAUGCGAUAUUCUGAUCUUAAGAAAAUUGAACGAGGCAUCAGAAGGCACUUUCACGAUGAUAUAAGUGUCGUCGUCAUAUUCUUAGACCAUGAGUUGAUUGGCAAGAAUUCAAAUACUCCACCAUUAUCUGUGAAAGGUGGUAUUGAUGUAGUUGUUCCUUCAGAUUUUUCUGUUUUAGACGGACUCGACGUGAAUCACAAUUUGGUACCCUAAAAUCUGUUGGUGAGAUAUUUUCUUUAGCUUGCCUCUUGUACUUUGCCCUUAUUGGUUAGAUUUUUAACUUUUUUCUAUUCCCUGCCUAACAUUCUGUUGUUAAUGUGCUGCUUUGAUUUGGUGCCGAUUUGUGAACCUCGCAGAGUGUUAUAAUAUUUUCUUAAAUCCUUUAUUGUUAUUGACAAGAAUGGACUGCUAAUCAAGCCGUCUUCUUGUCCAAUCCAAACUAAUGUUAAUGAAUUCAAUAUUAAGUAUUUAACAUUGAAAACCGGCAAAAGCCAGUACUAUUUAUUGUUACUUGUACUAGCUCAGCUAACAUAGCUAUUCUCCUGAGUGUCAGUCAUACAAAUAAUAUUGUCAAGGGUGUCCUUUACUUUUUUUGUAUUGACAGAUGGUAGCAUCUUCUAUGCCUUUGAUGGACGAUUGUGUUCUUUUGCAAUGCCAAUUGAACUCAGAAAGAAGACUCUUGAAAGUAGGAGUCUGUAUUUAACAAGUGAAGGAUCUGUUGAAUCUAUUUCAUUGUCUUCUUCAUAUUCCAUUGGACAUGAGAUCAAUGUGUGAACUUAAAAAGACUAAUCUUUGCAGAUUGUGUUUCA